Daphnia pulicaria is the source of this 2567-nucleotide messenger RNA. Its product is annotated as collagen alpha-1(I) chain-like. The transcript has 14 exons. The coding region runs from base 981 to 2420 and encodes 479 amino acids. NCBI's taxonomy places the organism in Eukaryota, Metazoa, Arthropoda, Branchiopoda, Diplostraca, Daphniidae. The record is from RefSeq and is a predicted model, not a curated record.
AAAUUGGAUUUUGUCAUCAUCCGUCCCUUUGACCCUGAUCUGUCAAUCUGAUUUAGUCAGUCAAAUUGGAAAUGCUGGUUUUUUGAUCAAUCUUUUGGAUUCUCAAACAUCAAGAAAUCAGUCAAGUAGAAGUUCCUUAGUGUUUUUGCCUCGUGCCUCGCCUUGUUGUUGACUCCACAACAACAAUAGAUAAUACCUCCUUACUUUGUUAAUUCUCAUCUCUCAUUUCAUUUAGGUGUUGGCACUGGAUUUAACAGUGAAGGAUGACCUUGCAGGUGCAUUGGGUACCAUUAAUGUUGGUCGACUUUGAAGAACAUGAACUCAACCUUGACCUUUAAAGAAUACCAGCAAUGAAAAAUUUACGAGCAGUUAUUUUGCGCUGGUAUUUGAAUUAAUUAUUUGAUUUCCUCUCCUUCCAUUCAGACGUGUAAGAGCUUCCUGUCGUGUUGGCUUGAUCGGUUGAUUUACUUCCUCGAGGAGUCCCUGCCAGGGACUCCUGUCUGGUGACUGGGGAUUGGCAGGCACGCAGUUCGACUACAACUGAAGGUAUCAUUUUCCCAGGCAUUUUUCACGAAACGGAAAGCGUGUCACAUGCACCUAAAUAAAAAGGGGAUUCCAUGACGUGCGAUAAUAGGUGGCGCCGACCGAACCUGUCACUCCAAACAGGUCAAGUAGCCGUUUUGACCAGGAAGAAAAAAGAAAAGAUAUCAUCAGGUGGCCGUGUCAAAUACCUACGCCAGCGUUGAUGGAUGUUUGUUUCUUCCCACGAGUGUAUAGUCAAUAGGCAACGGGAGUGAGGUGACUGGCUUCUCAAUUCUCGUUCAGACGACAAAGAAUUUGUGCCUGCGUUUAGCCCCGCCUACAGAUUUCACGAGGCGCCGCCCAGAACGAGAACCGAGAAAAUUAAGAGUUGCGUUAUUCUCCACCUGACCUGACGCCGGACCAGUUGACUCAGCCGAGUGCAACGCAAAGCAACCGUCAUGGUCGCUUCUUCAUUUUACUGCGUUUUGGCCGUCUUUGCGGUAAUCGCGAUGGCCUUGCCCACCGACGACCAGGGGAAAGAACACGGGACGGCCGAAAACGAUCACGGAUGGUACGCUCCUAUUGCCAUGAUACUGAAGCCGAUAUCCAAAGACAAAGUUGAAAGCAAACGCAAUGUCAUCCGACCGAGGGUGUCCGGCUACGGGUCUCAUCCCUACUGGCUAGAUGGCAGUCCGUUGCAGCAUCCAGCGCUUCCGUGGUAUCCUUACGGCAUCCAGAGAAGACAUCUGGCGGAUUUUUUGGGCAACUGGCCUGAAUCUUACGACGAUUCCCAUGAAAGCCAAUGGACGAGGAUGAUGUGGUCCUUGAAGAAAAGGGGAUCGGUUUAUUUGCCAAAGAAAUCCAUCAGCAAUAUCGAUCCUGAAUCCUUUCCAAGUAGUCGGAGCUUGGCAGGUGCUGGGAUUGCCGAGUCGAGAAAUCCGCAAGCGACGCUUCCUAAUCCUCCUGCACCAAUAAUUGUCGACAAGACGAAAAAUAAACAAGGCACUUUUCCUUGGUUGGUCAAUCUGGCUGGACCACCUGGAAUUCCAGGUAUAGAUGGGAUGGAUGGUGUUGAUGGAAGAGAUGGUAAGGACGGCAAAGACGGAGCUCAAGGGCCUGCCGGCCCUCCAGGAACUAAAGGAGAUAUUGGUUUGUCAGGGAAAGAUGGGCGCGAUGGACCUGCAGGGCCACCUGGAGUCAUGGGACCUAUCGGGCCGCCUGGUUUGCAAGGCAUCCAAGGAUUAAGCGGGCCAAUUGGGCCCCCUGGAUCACCUGGGGAAAAGGGGGCGGAUGGAAAGGAUGGGCGUGAUGGAGCCAAUGGAAUGGACGGCAAGGAUGGCACUAAUGGAGCUCCAGGUCCAACUGGACCUCCUGGAACAAAUGGAAAAGAUGGACAGGAUGGACAAGAUGGCCAACCAGGAGUGGCUGGACCUUCAGGUCCACCUGGUACUGAUGGCAAGGACGGCAAGGAUGGUGUAGACGGAAAAGGUGGCAAAGAUGGACAACCCGGAUUGCCUGGGCCCCCUGGCACUCCAGGGCAAGAUGGCAAGGAUGGUACUCCUGGACAGUACGGGAAACCUGGAAAAUACGGUGCAGAUGGCCAAGACGGGCAAAGUGGCACUCCUGGCCCGGUUGGUCCUGGAGGAACACCUGGAACUGGCGGAACACCAGGUCAAACUGGAACAGGUGGCAUUCCUGGUCUUCCUGGAGUGGCCGGAGACGGUGGCAUUCCUGGAAGUGCUGGAACACCGGGCACGCCAGGGGAUGCAGGCCUUCCUGGCGCAACUGGAACGGCUGGUGCUGCGGGAACGGCUGGAGUUCCCGGUGCAGCAGGUGCUGGAGGCACUCCAGGAUCUCCAGGCUCUCCGGGAGCUCCAGGUGCACCAGCUGGUCGUUAAUCUCCCGUCUAUUUUUAGAAGCAGUUAUAUUUCGUGUGAAUAUUUAUUCGAUAUUUCGUUAUUUUUGAAAAUGUCACCAUCCUUUUGAAUACAUUCGAAAUUGAAUCUAGCAAUCGUGAUGCAAUCAAUAUAAUGCUAUAUGUCUUC